AUGAUCCGAAUACCUCGACCUUCCUCGUCACUUGUACCAAGGCUGAAAGCCGUUCAGCCGUCCAGCUCGAUACUGCGGAAAGGAUAUGCCUCUUCGUCUUCACACACCCUCUCCAGCAUCCGUCUGGGUGUCUACGUAGAUGCCGGUAGUCGGUUUGAGAGUCAGAGGACAAGUGGGAUAUCCCAUCUGUUAGAUAGGUUGGCUUUCAAGAGUACAGACAAACAUUCCGAUGAAGAGAUGACUCGCUUGAUCGAUUCCUGGGAUCUCAAGUAA
This is a messenger RNA of Kwoniella botswanensis, 273 nucleotides long. RefSeq lists its product as uncharacterized. The record is from RefSeq and is a predicted model, not a curated record. The coding region runs from base 1 to 273 and encodes 90 amino acids. Gene Ontology annotation, molecular function: metal ion binding; metalloendopeptidase activity. The transcript is spliced from 4 exons. Gene Ontology annotation, cellular component: mitochondrion. Lineage: Eukaryota; Fungi; Basidiomycota; Tremellomycetes; Tremellales; Cryptococcaceae.